This is a messenger RNA of Prunus armeniaca (apricot), 2286 nucleotides long. NCBI's taxonomy places the organism in Eukaryota, Viridiplantae, Streptophyta, Magnoliopsida, Rosales, Rosaceae. The record is from the annotation of a GenBank genome assembly.
AUGAAUAUUAUAUCCAUUAUUCUGUGGUUAUGGCGCAUAAUAAUACUAAAUUGUUGCUAUGGAGCUGCAACAACUAGUGCAGCUUCACCGCCUAUAGCAAAGCCUAAUUGCACAACGCAUUGUGGAGAUGUUGCCAUCCCAUUCCCUUUCGGGAUUGGACCUCACAAAGAUUGUUACUUAGAUGAAUGGUUUCAAAUAGACUGCAGGCACAACAACUACACAACCUCAGGUAAUUACAGCAGGCAAGUGCCUUUCCUCAAGAGCGUCAACCUGGAGCUGCUAAGUAUUUUUCCGUUUAAAGAUGGCAGGCAAUCGGUUCGGGUUAAGAACCCUAUUACUUUCUUCAGCUGCCAGGGAAAGGAAACUCGCCAACCCCAGAAUUUGACGGGCAGUCCUUUCAUUUACUCUCAUACAGACAACAUAUUCACUGUAGUGAGUUGUGACCACUUUGUUCGUUUGAGCUCAGAUCAUGGGACUGUCGCUGGUUGCGAGUCGACUUGUCGAAACAAUACGGACUUCUUUAAUGGCUGCAAUAAUGGCUGUUGCCAAGAUACACUUGUAAUAUAUGGACUCACCAGCGGCGGUUUUACUAUUGAGAUACAAUCAAAUUCAUCAACAUCAUAUCCAAUGGACGAUUGCAAGUAUGCAUUUUUGGUUGAGAGAAAUUGGUUUGAGUCUAACUUAUCGAAUUUAAACUUACCGAAUUUUCGAUUAGUGAAGGAUAUGGACAGGGUUCCUGUGGUGCUAGACUGGAUCUUAAACGUACAUGACUAUGGUGAAAGAUUCAGAGUAAAAACAGACCGGAGUGGUAACCACUCAACACCCUUUUGCAACGGCUAUGAUGAUCGGAACACGAUGAUUUGUACCUGUCAGUCGGGCAUGGAAGGAAAUCCUUAUCUUCUCCAACCUUGUCAAGAUAUGGAUGAAUGCAAAGGCAGUAAUGAGUGUGGAGGCGACGUAUGUGAGAAUUUUGCUGGGGGUUAUAGCUGCUACUCAAACAUAAAUGGCCAUAGAUGUACACAUUUUGCUUCAGACCUUGAUCUCGGUUAUACCACUACAUGCCACUUCAGAACCACAUCGGGUCGGGCCUCUGAAACUGAAAUCAAGACUAUUAUUUUAGGUCUUGGCUCCGGUUUUGGGCUAUUGUUACUAAUGAUUGGUGCAUGGUGGGUACACAAAAUUGUGAAGAAAAGGAAAACCAUUGCACGCAAGAAAAAAAAAUUCAAACGAAAUGGUGGUUUAUUGUUGGAGCAACAGUUAUCGUCAGGCGAAGUUAAUGUUGACAAAAUCAAGUUAUUCAAUUCAAAAGAAUUAGAAAAGUCCACCAACAAUUUUAGUAUUGAUAGAAUUCUUGGUCAGGGAGGUCAAGGAACCGUUUACAAAGGCAUGUUGGCAGAUGGAAGAAUUGUUGCGGUAAAGAAGUCCAAAAUGGUGGACAAAAGCAAGCUCUCGGAAUUCAUCAAUGAGGUUGUAAUUCUUUCACAAAUCAACCACCGAAAUGUAGUUCAAAUUUUGGGUUGUUGUUUAGAGACCGAAGUUCCACUUUUGGUCUACGAAUUCAUACCGAAUGGAACUCUUUCUCAAUAUAUCCAAGAGCAAAUUGAGGAAUUCCCACUCACAUGGGUCAUGCGGUUGCAAAUUGCCACAGAAGUUGCAGGAGCUCUUUCAUACUUACACGGUGCAGCUUCCUUUCCCAUAUAUCACAGAGACAUCAAGUCUGCCAACAUACUUUUGGAUGAAAAAUACAGAGCAAAAAUUGCUGAUUUUGGAACUUCAAGAUCAAUUUCCAUUGACCAAACUCAUCUAACUACAUCUGUACAUGGAACAUUUGGUUACAUGGACCCAGAGUACUUUCAAUCAAGCCAAUUUACAGAGAAAAGUGACGUCUAUAGCUUUGGAGUGGUCCUUGUUGAGCUCUUGACGGGGCAAAAACCAAUUUCUGCGGUAACAGGGUCACAAGAAGAAGAAUACAGAAGCCUUGCCACAUAUUUCAUUACCUCGAUGCAAGAAGAUCGUCUGUUUGACCUUGUUGAUGCUAGAUUUCUGGAGGAGGGCUCUGAAACAGAAAUCCAAGUAGUCGCUAACCUUGCAAGGAGAUGCUUGAAUUUGAACAGAAGAAACCGUCCUACAAUGAGAGAGGUUACAUCAGAGCUAGAGGCUGUACAAAUGUCAAGAAAAUCUUCGAUUAGUGCUCAGCAAAAUUCUGACGAGAUUGAUUUUGUGGAAGAUGAUUCAGUUGGGAAUUGGGAUGUUGAAUCACUUUCAGAAGUGUCGGCUAGCUACUAA